UCAUUCAUCUUGCCGCACUAAACCAAGAAUUUUUGGAGGAAUCUUUUUUGGGUUCAAUCGUGAUUUGGAAACGAAAAAACUCGUUCUAUGGAAACUGUUUCGAUUCCGUUUUGAUGAAAGUCUCAUCAUCCAUCAUGACCUACCACGAUUUCGUCAGUUACUUUUGGUGCAAUUUUCUUGCACGAGGUCUGAUCAUAACGUUGCAUAACGGAUCGAAAGUUUAGCUCUUCGUUUGAAUAGACUGACGCUUUCUGAUCUUCACUAGGUUAAUUAUCCUCACCAUUUGGUCGCGGUCUACCCCCGCUGGUCGAACGUGUCGGUCUCCUUGAAUAAUUCCAUCAUCCGGGAAAUUGUGGAAUGAUGGUUUCCGAACGAGACACGGUAGUAAAUUGAACUACUAACAUUUCAACGGUUAUAUGUGAAUUGAAAUUCCAAUAACGAUGAUUGCAAAAUCUGCAGACAAACUGGGAGCACUGAGAAGUUGUAUCUUAAUCCGAAGUAAUUCGCGGAACAUGUUGACAUGCAUAACUGUGAAUAUCUUUGAUGCAACUUCAAUGUUGACGCUCGGUUUGCACUCAAUCGUCCACAGCUGUUGAACGCUAAUGUCCUACAAAGUUUGUUCGUUAUUCGUGCUAUUCCUGAUGAGUACAGCGCUACUGUCCCAGUAUACUGAGGAAGCAAUAGACUACGAGUUAUGUCACUGUCCGUGCACCAACCUAGCGGCGGCUGAAAUCGAGUCGCUCUAUCAAGGCAACAAUAACUGCGUGGUAUUCUUUAGCACCCUUGACAAGGGACUACUGUAUUCUUCGGAUCAAUAUUUUGGAGACAUAAGGCGUGUGUACCAAGACAUAUCGGGAGAGCAACGGUAUCCGUACAGUGCCUACUGGAAAAUCUACUAUCCCUGGCGAAAUGUGAGCGACACGGAUGACGUUCCCUUGGUCAUACAGAAUAUCCAAACGCAAGAGUACAUGAUGGCAUCGAACAACAAAGUGGCACACAAGUAUCGCGUUGUAGCGACAUACUCAGCUCUAAUCGAGGUUAGUCUCUGGUUAUUCUACGACGGAAGGGACAACAAGUUCCGAAUACAGAACCAAAUAGUGGGGCAGUGGUUAUUCGGAGACGACCAGUACAAAGACGGUUGGGAUGAAGGAAAAAUGUUACUUGGCAGCAUGGACUUCACCAAUCAUGAUGAAAUUCCGGAAGAGUAUGAAUUUUUCCUACACUCGUGCCGCGUGUGAUGAUAGUAAAGUGGAUAAAUUUUAUAUGAUGUAACUUUUGCAGAAAAAAAAUACAUUGCAUAAGGGAACAGAGGCUUCGUUCAAAGGUUUAUUAUGUACUCUUAAUUCAAUAAGGCCAAAUAAUUAAAGAAGCUUCUUGAAAAUCAUGAUUUGCGGUGUCCACUGUAUCUCAGCGCAGACUAAUCAGAAGUGAACAAAUGAACGCAGCAUAGUUAGAGAAGA
Molecule: messenger RNA, 1460 nt
Organism: Malaya genurostris
Lineage: Eukaryota; Metazoa; Arthropoda; Insecta; Diptera; Culicidae
Exons: 1
Coding region: 603-1238 (211 amino acids)
Source: RefSeq, a predicted model, not a curated record